AUGAAGCGCAACAUCGCCGUGGUGUCGUCCAUAGGCAUCUACCUGCUGUCCUCCGUGACGUCCGUCUUCGUGAACAAGUAUGUGUUGAUGGAGGGGACCGUGGACACGGUGCUGUUGAUAUUUGUGCAACACCUGUCAUGUCUCCUACCCCUACAUAUAUUUAAAAAUUACCUUAUGGGGACCCAGGACAAGGAAGGAGUGGAGAAACACAUGGGAUCCCUCUAUGAAGGACUGAAACACAUGUGGCUGAUAAUCGUCUCCUUUAAUUUUACUUUAAUAUUUGGCAACACAUGUUUGAAGUACACAAAUAUAUCCUCCUACCAGCUAGCUAGAUCGAUGACGUUACCUUUUAAUUUCCUAUUUUCUUAUUUUUUUUUUAAGCAAAUAAAUUUUACUUUCCUGAUGAUAUUUGCCUGCAUGUUGGUAUCGACUGGGUUCUUCGUCUUUUCCGUGGACGCAGUCAGCACCAACUUCCAAUCGGUUCUGUAUGGCACCACCGUCUCCGUCGUCCAAGCCAUUCACCUGAACCUCCUGAAGAAGAAGCUAAUGAUUUAUCACAACAAAACGGUCAUGCUGUACUACAACAUAUUGUACUCUUCUAUCAUUUUAUUUAUUUACCUGUGCAUAAGAGGAGAGUUUUUUUCCAUUUUCCUCUGGAGCCAUCGCGUUUGUUUUUAUCUAGCCUUGUCCUGCAUUUCUUCCAUCUUUGUGACAUUUUCCUCCUUCCUGUGCAUUCACUACACCGACAACGUGGUCUAUAACAUGUUUGGAAAUGUCAAGUCCACCAUGCAGACAUUCAUAAGUAAAUUUUAUCAUGCGGAGGAGCUAAACGUGUAUACACUGGUGGGCAUUCUGUUGACCACCCUGGGGUCCUUCCUGUAUACCUAUUCGAGUGAGUACGCAAGGAAGAAGAAAGUUGGGUGA
This is a messenger RNA of Plasmodium fragile, 924 nucleotides long. RefSeq lists its product as uncharacterized. The record is from RefSeq and is a predicted model, not a curated record. The transcript is spliced from 3 exons. NCBI's taxonomy places the organism in Eukaryota, Apicomplexa, Aconoidasida, Haemosporida, Plasmodiidae. Bases 1 to 924 code for a protein of 307 amino acids. Gene Ontology annotation, molecular function: antiporter activity. Gene Ontology annotation, cellular component: Golgi apparatus.